Cyphellophora europaea CBS 101466 is the source of this 2802-nucleotide messenger RNA. RefSeq lists its product as uncharacterized. Lineage: Eukaryota; Fungi; Ascomycota; Eurotiomycetes; Chaetothyriales; Cyphellophoraceae. The record is from RefSeq and is a predicted model, not a curated record. Bases 1 to 2802 code for a protein of 933 amino acids. Gene Ontology annotation, molecular function: methyltransferase activity; structural constituent of ribosome. Gene Ontology annotation, biological process: translation. Gene Ontology annotation, cellular component: mitochondrial small ribosomal subunit. The transcript has a single exon.
AUGCUAUCCUCGAGGACAAGGCUGUGCAGCACUUGUCGUCAUGACCUGGUAUCCCUCUUCGAACGAGGCUUCUGCGGCCCUGCCAUACCACGUGUCGCCUUCGGAAACCGUCGUAGACCACCGAGACUGCAAAGGCAAACGAGGUGGCUAAGCAAUUCGACCAGAUUCUACGAAAACGAGAGGGAUUCUGAAUCACCGUCGCAAGAUGUGCACACUCAGCAUGAGGACCAGUCGGUUUUGACGGAGGAAGAAUUGAGCGCUCGGUUCGAAGCCCUGCAGCGAUUGGAAGAGUUUGAUGAUGAAGACUCUGUCCUCCAUGAAAGCGAUGAAGACCAGACGAACCAUAAAGAAGUUCCGGUUGUUCCAGAAUCGAGUCCCGUCAACGUACACCCUGGCGCUGAAUUCGAUGCGCUCCGUGAACAAGUCAACGAUUACAGAGCAGCCGGCUUCGAUGCCACCUUCAUCGCCCGCGAAGCCCGACAAAUCUUCGGAGACUACCUUCCAGAGGAUGUAUUACAUGAACAGGAGCUACAAAUUUACACAAGACUAUAUGGAGAGCCGCUACCUCCUGCUCCUAAGAGAGAAGAAGACGCCAACCCAGUUCUUUUAGAUGAAGAAGGUGGCCAGGUCUCUUACACUCUUGAUCGUCCCACGCGUGAGUCGGAUCUUGAAACGCAAGAGUUGGGUCUCGUGGACGGCGGUCAAGUUGAUGUAGAAGCAAUCGAUGAACUGGACGAGGACGAAGGUUUUAUAGCCGAUCCGGAAUUUGAAGACCCUUUCGCUGAGGAACCUGCGCACGAACGGCAGCAUCCGAUGACUGCCUUGGGAAAAUUCGAGACUUCUCCACGAACUCUUUCCAUGCCAUACGAGCAAUACACGCGACCUUUGACCAACGUCAUGGCUUCGUUCAACAACAAGCAGCUAAAAGACGUUUGUGAGAGAACAUUCGGUGGUCCUGGCUUGCCUGAUUCACCAUUGACUCCACGAAGCGGCAGAGGACGUCAGCAGGUGGCUGUGCAGCUUGAGGCUGCCCAACAUUUCAUGGGCGAGAUGGAAGCCACGGCUUUCAUGACCACUGUUAUGCCGCCGGCGUUUGCCGCCAUCUCCUCUACGUUGGUUGACGCUCGGAAGCGUCUUGGAGCUACUUGGCUGACUGGCUUGUUAGCCAAGGAGGGAGGACCGAAGGUUCUGGACGCUGGCGCUGGCGGUGCUGGUAUACUGGCUUGGAACGAGAUUGUUCGAGCACAUUGGAACUCGCUACACAGCUCUGCCCAAGACGCUAAUCCACCACCUCCUACCAAAGCCGUGGUUUUGACAGGCUCAAAUCCUCUUCGUCAUCGUGCUGCCCAGCUUCUUGACAACACCACCUUCGUACCUCGCCUUCCAGACUACGUUCACACCCGUGAAAAACAAACAAUCGACGACGAUCGUCCAGCACAACAACGAAAGCAGUUCGAUGUUAUCAUCUCCAGCUACUCUUUGCUUCCUCUCAAAGAAGAUUGGGAGAAAAAGCAAUACGUCCAAAAUCUGUGGGCUCUCCUCUCCUCCGAGGGCGGUGUGCUCAUCAUGGUUGAGAAGGGUAUACCGCGUGGCUUUGAAGCCAUCGCUGGCGCCCGGGAUCUCCUUCUGGAGCGCUACAUCGCCACACCGCCAGGUCAAGACACGCAUUAUACCGCCCUACACAAGGAGGCCGCCUCAGAAGGCAAUCUCUGGCAACCCGAAACGGGUAUGAUCAUUGGGCCGUGCAGUAACCAUGAGCGGUGCCCAAUGUAUAAAAUUCCCGGCGUCUCCAUCGGCCGCAAAGACAUCUGCUCCUUCCAGCAACGUUAUAUACGCCCAGGAUACUUACAACGUAUCCUUGGCGCUACGACUCGCAAUCACGACGAUGUUAAUUUCUCGUAUGUCUCCGUCGUCAAAGGCCGUGACCUUCGCCAAUCAUCGUUCGAGCAAUGGUCGCACAUUGCAAACCCGCUAUCAGCACCGGCCUCAGAAGACACCUUCCCCUCCACGUCCACCACACAUCGGGAUUCAAAUUCCGAAUCAUGGCUCAAAGCUUGUCAAUCUGGUUGGGCCGAGAAGAGCCCGAAGGACGAAGAGGCUUCGCCCCAUCCACCCACACACACGCUUCCUCGCCUUGUUUUCCCGCCAAUCAAACGGCGUGGGCAUGCAAUCCUGGACGUUUGCACUCCCAUGGGAACCAUCGAACGUUGGACUGUUCCUCGAUCCUUUGGCAAGCAAGCCUACCGCGACGCACGCAAAGCCAAAUGGGGUGAUCUAUGGGCACUAGGCGCCAAAACGCGCAUAUCGCGUAGUAUCCGUCAAGGCAGUGGGAAGGACAAGAUGGCAGGCAUCUUGAGCGGUAAACUAAAGGGACGUGGCAAAGAGGAGCGGAUUCAGAACGCUGCGAUACGCAUGCGCGAGCGUGCAGAACAAGAGCAGGACGAGGAUCACGAAGAGGAGAUGCGCAUCACCGAAGAGAUCGAAGCAAGAGCCGCCGAAGAAGACUUCGAAGACGAUUUCACCGGCGGCCGCCGCAAACCUCAAGCCGGCAGCAAACGCUUUGAGGCGCGGCAAGACGCCGAAGAAGAAGCCGAAAUGGACGAGCUCGACUGGGAGAUCGAGCAGAAGCUGCAGGAGUGGGAGGCCGAGCUGUCGGACACGCGACCAACGGAUCGUCACGGGCGCGUCAUCAAGGGCGGCAGGAAGGCCAGGGGCAUGCGGCCUCAGGGCAUGGCUGAGCGUGUAAUGUGGCAGCCUGCGGGGAGCGCAUCCAGGGUCGAGGAGGAGGCUAAGCGGGGGUGA